Molecule: messenger RNA, 1631 nt
Organism: Drosophila mauritiana
Lineage: Eukaryota; Metazoa; Arthropoda; Insecta; Diptera; Drosophilidae
Product: serine/threonine-protein phosphatase 2A activator
Exons: 1
Coding region: 131-1411 (426 amino acids)
Biological process (GO): mitotic spindle organization
Cellular component (GO): cytoplasm; nucleus; protein phosphatase type 2A complex
Molecular function (GO): protein tyrosine phosphatase activator activity; peptidyl-prolyl cis-trans isomerase activity
Source: RefSeq, a predicted model, not a curated record
UUGAAUAUUCCGCCUAAAUAUGUUAAAUAGGUUUUAGUUUUGUGAGGCUAUUGAAAUAGUGGCUAUAGCACUCGAUUUUUAAGCAAUUGCCAACCAUUGACACAAAUACAGACUGUAGACACUCAGGGAAAUGGAGCCGCAGAGUGAGGUGAAUCCCAAGCGGGUGGCCGCCUUCUUCCGGAGAAGCAACUUAGGACCCCUGUGCCGGGUGCAGUCCAGCUCGGACAUAGAAGCCUGGCUAGCCUCUAGGGCGUACUUUUCACUGAUCACGUACUUGAACGAUGUGAGCGCCGAGAUACAGGGAAUCCGGAACACGGACUUCUUUCCCAUCAGUAAGAACAUCAAGCGAUUGACGGCCAUCUUCGACCAGCUGGACUCCAUGAUUGCGACCAAUUCUCCGGCGCCGUUGGUGCCAGGUGCGAGUAUGGAUUCACGGAGCAAGAGCUACAGACGCUGGGCGCACGUCAUGCUAAGGGACAUAUACCAGAUUGUGGAGAAGGCGGUGCCCUCCAGCAAGUGCGGGCACGUCAAUGAGCUGGGCGUGUUCUUAUCUGGCUCCUUUGGCAGCUCGGCCAAAAUCGAGUACGGAACCGGGCACGAGCUGAGCUUCCUGUUCUUCAUGUGCGCCCUCUUCAAGGCCGAGAUCCUCGAUAAGGAAGAGGACCUGGCCGCCUCGGCUUUGGUUCUAUUCGAUCGCUACCUGCAGUUCGUGCGCCGCCUGCAGGUAACCUAUUCGGUGAACUCGUCCAACUGGCAUGGUGGAUACUCGCUGGAUAAGUUUCAGUUCGUACCAUUCAUUUGGGGAUUCGCACAGUUGUGCCACGAGGCACCUUUCUCCCCGAAAAAGAUGCUGGACGAGGACACCGUUGCCAAGUACAGGGGCGCGUACAUGCUGAUCGAUUGUGUGGGCCACAUGGCAACCACCAACAUCGGCACCUUUGCCCGCCACUCCAGCCAGCUGUGGAGUCUGGCCGCCCUGUCCUCGUGGACGAAGAUCCAUCGCAGUCUGAUGUUCAUGUACAUGGAGGACAUCCUUACGGACGUUGACAACCUGAAUGCCCUGCGCUUUGGUGAACUGAUGUCCUUCGAGGAGGACAAAUCUGGCCGGCAUCUGGACAGCGCUCGUAUGGGAGUGAAGUCUCCGCUGCGCCGACAGAUGACGGAGGAUCAGGACGACCAGGAUCAGGACCAAGACGUUACUUCGAGAAGCGGCACCCCCUCGAUUUCCAGGUCGGAGCAGAACGAAACUGCCAGGAAGAAGGCCAAAGUGGAGGAGCCCUCCAGCGACUGCAUGUCAAACAGUGGCCUCUCCCUUGGCAGCGAAUGCUCAUCUCUCAGCGGCGUGAAUGUCCAUCUGCCCACCUGGUUGGAUGAUUGUACGGCCACCAGCAAGAACGCGUUUGAAAAUUAGCGGUUUUGUGAUUGGUGCAAUAUCUAAAUAUUCAAAAUCAAAUGCUCUAUCGCACUGAAUUGUUCGUUUGCAAAGUAUCUGUUUGUCAGUAACUAUAAGUACAUUUAUCCAAUAGUAAACAAAAUACCAAAAUGAAGAAAUAUUCCAGCUUCGUGUAAUGCGAAGAUGAUGUGUGUCAUGUGCACGAAUAUCCGGAAACGACUUCAGCAAUCUGCAAUGU